AUGGAUUUCGAAUUUCAAGAAUCCGACAUAGUUUUCACCUAUCAAGAUCAAGCAACGACGGAUCAGAGCAGCAACGAGGACGAGCAUGACUACUACAGUUUUUGCAAUACAUUGGUGGUGCCGAUUCGUGAUGAUUCGUGGGCUCAUGGCAAGUCAAACAAGAAGAAGGCCAAGAAAAAAAUGACAAACUCAUCGCCGGUCGAUAUCCCGGAAACUUUCAUCCGGUCCCCCGAAUCGGACUAUGCGUACGAGGAGGGGGAUGACGAAGGGGAGGUCGUGCCACCGCACUUGAUCGUCAGGCGGCGCGUGGCCACGAGGAUGGCGUCCUCAGUAUGCUUUAGCCAUGGGAGGAUGCUCAAGGGGAGAUAUUUGAGCGAAGUGCGGAAUUCAAUUCUUAGAAUGACAGGCUUUUUGGAAUCAUGA
Molecule: messenger RNA, 423 nt
Organism: Eucalyptus grandis
Lineage: Eukaryota; Viridiplantae; Streptophyta; Magnoliopsida; Myrtales; Myrtaceae
Exons: 1
Coding region: 1-423 (140 amino acids)
Source: RefSeq, a predicted model, not a curated record